This is a messenger RNA of Labrus mixtus (cuckoo wrasse), 761 nucleotides long. RefSeq names its product neuromedin U (gene nmu). Lineage: Eukaryota; Metazoa; Chordata; Actinopteri; Labriformes; Labridae. The coding region runs from base 126 to 545 and encodes 139 amino acids. Gene Ontology annotation, molecular function: neuromedin U receptor binding. Gene Ontology annotation, biological process: regulation of smooth muscle contraction. The record is from RefSeq and is a predicted model, not a curated record. The transcript has 8 exons.
CGUCGGACUGAAACUCUCAGAACAGCAAGAAGUCGAGCGGACAGCAACAAAACAAACAGAGAAGAAGAAGAAGAGGUAGUAGUAGUGGAAGAAGAAGAAGAAGAAGAAGAAGAAGAAGAAGAAGGAUGCAAACUCAGAUCCAGUCUAUGCCGCGCGGAGUCUCCAGCAGCGCGCAGAGUGUGAGCAGCAGCAGCGGAGCCAUGAGUCCCCUCAGCCCGGCCAGCAUCACCCUCACAGCGCUCCUCAUCCUCUGCGUCCCCGUCUGCACAAGUGCUCCAGCAGAACUUUAUCAAACCACAACAGCUCAGAGGCAGCUCCUCAGCCAGAUAGACGACGUGUGUUCGUCCUACCUCUCUGCAGACCUGAAGAUGUGGGAGUCUGAUGUGUUAGGAGAGCUCUGUGUGCUGAUGCUGGUCCAGAAGUCAAAGGAGCUCAAAGUGCGAGGAAGUAAACGGGGAGAGCUUCAGGGGCCCGGAGGAAUCCAGAGCAGAGGUUACUUCCUCUAUCGGCCACGGAAUGGAAGACGAUCCUUAGAAUACGAGUAAAUAUAAAGAGUCCUCACCUCUGAAGCUGAGUGUACAGAAAACACACACACACACACACACACACACACACACACCCUGAGACCUGAUCUGCUGCUCCACGACCGACUGAUCCGCUCCACAGAACUCUGCUGUACAGUGAUGUCUGAAUGUAUAAAACACGAUUAUUUGUCCUCAUUUUAUUUUGUGUGUCAUUUGCAUUAAAACUGCUCUAAUGUG